UCAACAUGGGUUGGUUGAAAGAAAUUAGUUUAGUAUUAACUGUAAGCUGUCUAGCAGUUUUGGCUACAGACAGUGGUAAAACUUCCAGUGAUGAAGGUCGUGUUAUUGGCGAUCAAGAUGUAAGGCUUUUAAUUAAUCCUUUUGCAUUCUUGCAAACGAAAACUACUACUACACCCAAGCCGGAACGUCCCACAACUAUUGUAGUAAAGCCUCCCUAUCACUACCCCUACUAUCCACAUUACCCAAUGUAUCCUAAUUAUCCUAAUGAUGAUUACUAUCCACACAAGCCACCACACCCAUCGUACCCAACACAUCCACCGCAUCCAACACACCCUACACAUCCCACACAUCCAACUCCACCUGGUCCUACAUUCAAUCCUACACCACCUAUGGAACCACCUACAGCCCAUCCACAUCCACCAGUGUACCCGACACAUCCUCCAGUGUAUCCACAACAUCCACCAUUGUAUCCUCAUCAUCCACCAUUCUAUCCACAGCACCCACCUAUGUAUCCCUUUUAUCCCCCUGGAUUAUCCCAGCCACCAUUUGGUUACUAUCCCUGGUUGUACCCUGGCGGUCAACCUCCUUAUAUUGUGGUCGUACAUCCACCAACUAAGAAACCCACACUUCCUGAUAUUCCCAAUGUGCCCGAUGUACCAAAUGUGCCCGAUAUUCCCAAUGUGCCUGAUAUUCCUAAUGUACCCGAUGUACCCGGAAAUGGUAAUAAAGUUCACUUCAGAUACCAAGCAGCCAGACGUCCUACGUACCAAUAUGUUCAAAAUGGCAGAAUGAUUGAUGAAUUACAAGCUGCUCCAGAAGACAUGGCUGAAGAUUAUCACUAUCAACAACAACAGCAAAAACCACAACAACAACAAGAAAACAGUAAUGACGAUGAAAUGCUUGGUCGUAAUAUAAGAUUGGAUGGUGUCUCUAUUACAGCUGAUUCUGCAGAGGAUAAUGAUUCUAUCACCGUUGAUACCAAGGAUAUUAAGCUGCCCUUUGGCUUACACUUGGUCGCUCAUCCACCAACCGGCAGAAAAGUCAAAGAUCAAGAAGCCUUGAUCUACUUAAGAAAUUUCAAGAAAGGCAGACAACUCCAGGAAGUUGAAACAGCUUGAAAAUGGUAUAAUUAUCGAAUGUAAAAAAAUGAUAAAUAAAAAAAAU
Molecule: messenger RNA, 1164 nt
Organism: Lucilia cuprina (Australian sheep blowfly)
Lineage: Eukaryota; Metazoa; Arthropoda; Insecta; Diptera; Calliphoridae
Product: extensin-like
Exons: 2
Coding region: 6-1118 (370 amino acids)
Source: RefSeq, a predicted model, not a curated record